UUGUAAUAGAUCGAAGUGCUUGUGAGUUAUUUGCGUGCAUCUUUAGUAGAAAGCUGGACAAUUUGUCAGGAAAAAAUUAAAAAUAUUUUAAUUCUUACUCAAAAAAAGAAAUACGCUUUUCUAAAAUCGUGAAUGAUUAUUGCAAUUAAAAUUAAAGCAAAUAUUUUCGAAAAAACUACUUACGUGACAAUUAGAAAAAUGAAGCGUAAAAUGCGCUGAUUGGAAGGUGGGAAAGAGUGAGCUAGGUACAAGAGCGAGAGAGCGGGUGAAAAUGAAAGAACGCCAAAGUUGACAUUUUGAAAAGGGAAUAAGCAGUACAGCAAAAACGCCAAGAAUCCGUGCAGAAUCAACUAAAAUGGAAAAGAAUCUCACUAAAGUGGUUGACGCUUUUAUUCAAAUAGUUGAAUAUAUAAAAUGAGAAUUCAUUUAUUUUUGCGUAAAUUGUUUUCGCUAUUCAUUGAAAAAGAAAUUACAUACCAAACGAUCGCCUAAAAUAGUGUGUUUUGUUGUGUUUUGCAUUGAUAAGCAACGAGGUAGCCACCGGCUAUAAGUUAAAAGUGCUAAUUGGAAGUAUAAAAUAAUUAUAGUAGUGGUGCGUAAAUACGAUAGAUCUGAAAAGGGGCAGCAAUGUCGGGCGGAAGGGAGUCAAACAGCAGUAAUACGAGCUCCAACAGUACCGGAGUUUCGACAACUGCGUCCUCCACGCCCACAUCAUCAGGCCAAAAUAACAACGGCAAUCAACGCUCUCGUGGGCGUCCAGCCAAACGCGCCACUUGUACGUGGUGCGGCGAGAGUAAGCAACUUCUACAGUAUGUGUUACCCACUCAAAACGGCAAGAAGGAGUUCUGUUCGGAAACGUGCAUUGCGGAAUUUCGGAAAGCGUACAACAAGGGUGCGUGCACGCAAUGCGAUAAUGUCAUUCGAGAAGGCGCGCCAAAUAAAGAUUUUUGUUCAGUUAUGUGUAUGAACAAACAUCAGAAGAAGAAUGGAUCGACGAGACAGCAUAGCAGUGGUGGUGCUGGUGGACGUGGCGAUUUGGAACGUGGCAAAUUGUCAUCUAUUGGCGGUGGCUCCUGUACGCCAACUGGCCCAUUUCAAUAUGAAAGCUUUCACGUAUUUGAUUGGGAUGCAUAUUUAGAGGAGACUGGGAGUGUGGCAGCACCGGCGGAGUGCUUUAAGCAAGCAUUGAACCCUCCAAUCAACGAUUUCAAAAUUGGCAUGAAAUUAGAGGCGUUGGAUCCCCGAAAUGUUACUUCGACAUGUAUUGCGACGGUUGUGGGAGUGCUCGGUUCGCGGCUGCGACUGCGCUUGGAUGGCAGUGACAGUCAGAAUGAUUUUUGGCGCUUGGUCGACUCGAAUGAGAUCCAUGCGAUUGGGCACUGUGAGAAGAACGGCGGAAUGUUGCAACCACCACUCGGCUUUCGCAUGAAUGCCUCCAGCUGGCCCGGUUACCUGUGCAAGAUAUUAAAUAACGCAAUGGUUGCGCCGGAAGAGAUUUUCCAACCAGAGCCGCCAGGUCCUGCGGAGAAUCUCUUCAAAGUUGGCCAAAAGCUCGAGGCGGUCGACAAAAAGAAUCCGCAACUGAUUUGCUGUGCGACGGUUGAUGCGAUCAAAGACGACCAAAUUCAUGUGACAUUCGAUGGGUGGCGUGGGGCAUUCGACUACUGGUGUAGCUACGAUUCCCGGGAUAUAUUUCCAGUCGGUUGGUGCGCACGUAGUUGUCAUCCAAUGCAACCGCCGGGUCAUAAAUCGCGUACCGAUUCGAGUUCGAGCAAGCACCGCAGCCCACGGCCACGCUAUACUUUCGUCCAGGAGACAGACGCAAUGGUACCGGCUACUCCCGUCACCGCACACUUCCACACAAACUGCAAAGGCGGCCCAUUCAUCAACAGUUCCAAGUUGCCAUCAAUGGUCACUGGACCCACACAUCAAACUUUGGCGAAACUAUGCUUGCAGGAAGUGCUGGCUGCCAGCACAGACACACAACAGCUUUCAAAACUACUAUUUGCAUUAGAGGGAGAUGUUCACAUUGUGCCAGCAGCAGGAAAAAAUUUCACCAUCAAAAUCCCGUCGCAAUUACGAAUGAGAGACGACGACAGCUUGGCACAAUUCAUUGAAACUCUGUGCACGACAUGUAGAGCAUGUCCCAAUCUCAUAUCUUUGGUACCCGCCACGGAAGAAUGUGAAAAAUGUGCCAUUGCUAAGAAGAGACAGUUGUCACAGAGUACCACGCCGCCUACGUCGCCAGUUAUACCUGAGAAACGCAAAGCGCUCGGUUUGCUGGGCGAAAAGACGCAUAUUAUAAAACAAGAAAUACCCACUUCAACAACUUCCACACACAUCGUGGACUCAUCUUCGGCACCGGCCAUGGUAGCUGUGGGUGCUGGCAUACCGAAAAACGACGUUGACCACAAAUUAUCGCUCAACAAUAACAAUUUAGUACCAGUGCAAAUUAAGGUUGAACCGAAUACAAAUGGUACCUCGACUGCAACACAAGCGCAGACACUUCGUCAGAUACGACUGCACCACCUGAACAAUCCGGACGAUGCAAUACAGCUACCAAACACCACAUCCAGUGCUGCAACUUCGACGAACUCCAAUGCUAAGUAUCUGGCACCACUUGUGGCCGAAGUGCAUCCAGAACAAUCCAGUGUUGUCAAUACGGUCAUUGGAUCUUCGACAUACAAAUCCCCAUCCACACUGUCGUCCAGCGCAUCCUUACCUACAUCGGUAUCGACACCAUUUAGCGGUUCGCAGUCUGCUUCAUCGACUGCGGCAGCUGCUGCGGGGACGGUUGUUUUCUCGGCGGCUGCACCGCCAACCGCUGCGGCAUCAUCACUGAGUUCUGCUGCUUUACCGCCACUACGUUCACACCCCGGCGAUUGGUCCAUUGAGGAAGUGAUACAGUUCAUUGAAAGCAACGAUAGCUCACUUGCUAUACACGGCGAUCUGUUUCGCAAGCACGAAAUUGACGGGAAAGCACUGCUGCUUCUUAAUUCCGAAAUGAUGAUGAAGUACAUGGGUCUUAAAUUAGGACCUGCCUUAAAAAUAUGCAAUUUAGUGAAUAAGGUUAACGGUAGACGCAACAAUAUGUCAUUAUAAGUGAAUGAGAGAGAGAGAGAGAGAAGAGGGAAAACCUAAAUGCGAUAACGAAAGAGCGCUAACGAUAAACAUUUAAACAUAUAAACCGGAGCAUUUGUAGUUAUCUGUUUCUAAGGACUCUUGUAAAACCAGUUGACAAUGAAUAAUAGAUGACAAAUGUUAGAAAAACUUGCAUAUACUUAAUAGAGUUGAAGAAGCGCAUUCCAAACGUACACAAUGAAAGAAGUUGUUGGAAUAAUUUCUAUAACAUGGGUACCUUUACGUAUAUUUGAAUUAAAAUUUACUAUACUAAUAUUAAAAUUUGAACUAAUUUAUAGAAUCGCGCGCUUAAACGAUUUGUAUUUUUAAAUUCACUAUGCUAACCUACAUAUUUAAUGUACGUAUAUUUUUACAGAAGAGUAAUAAGAAUUUUUACAUGACUGUAAGUUUAUUUGUUUAAGAUUAAAAAAUGCCUAAGUAAAAAGAAGAAAGGUGGUAAGGGAAGAUACAUAUUUAUAUAUAUGAACUUUUAUGAAAUAUCACAAAAGCACAAUAAACAUUAGAAAUGUUGUUUCAAGAUGAAUCUUCCUUUUGAUUGUAAACAUGCAGAUCAUUAUUUCUUCAUGCAAUUAUAAGUAUAUAUAUAUACAUAUAUAUAUAUAUAUAUAUAACUAAGUAACUAAGUACGUUGCAACGUUUGCACUCUAAAUAAACAGAAAUCUUGAAUUUUGAAUAAGAGAAUAAUUUUAAUUGGAACAGAAACACUGGCACCACCAGUGGCUAAAAAAAAUAAUAGUUGGGCAUAUAAUUUAUUCUAUUAUCUAACAAGCACCAAUCAAAAAUCAUUUUUUAAACGAUAGACUUUGUUGUUUUCCAUCGAAAUGUUGUAACAAAGAAAUAGCUCUCAAUUGUUGCCGCAGAAAAUGUUGCUCGCUUUUGAUUGAAUUAUAAUAAUUUAGCAUAAAUUAACAAUAGCUAUUAAGCAGUUAGUAUUACACGAUACUCACACACACACACACACAUACUCUCGCAUGUGUACACACACACACUCUCACAUAUCUACAUGCGUAAAUAUCUCGCAAUUUGGCGUUAAUACGACUGCUGAUGCCCAGAAAGUGGGAGCGCUGCUUUUUGAAUGGGUGAGCAAUCAUUCAGGCCUCAACACACACACACACACCCGCGCUCACCUUCAUUCUAGAGCUUGUAGGCGCGUAUAGUUUUACAACCAAUUACAGACGUAGUUACGAAUUAGCAACACACGCAGAUAGACGGAAAGCAACGCUCGCUCUUAGCUCUUUGAUUUGCCUUUACUUUCGAUGCAGCAGAAUAGUUUAUGUCUAUGCGGAUGUAAAAUUUUCACAUAUUGAUGCUGUUUUUUGUUUUGAAUUUCAUGUUAACAUUUGUACCUAUGCCUUUCAUAAAUACAUACAUACACACAUACAUAUACAUAUAUAAAAGUUAAAAAUUGUAAUGCAAGUAUACGUAACAAUUCACAUUUAAUCUUGAAAAGAACACACACACACACAUGGACACACAGAAAUUAACACAUAGUGUUACACACACACACGUACAUACUAUAUAUUCAGAUAUUCUCGGAAUAACGCAAUCAUAGCGCAAGUAAGCCACAUUUUAAUUUAUGUAUAUUCAGAUAUAAAAUUAGCUUUAUUGUACUACUCAUAGCAAUAGUUAAAAAAAAUGCAAAAGGAAUGACGGAAAUCAAGCAAAAAUAAGCCUACAUACAUACAUACACACAUAUAAGGGAAUUCAGCAAGCACAUAAACUCACAUAUACAUACAUACCUAUAUGCUACAUAUAUGAGAAUAAUAUUGAAAUUAUGGAAUGUUACUAAGUUGUACACGUACACACGUGCAUACAUACAUACAUACAAACUUACAUAUGCAUGUAAAGUCUUAGUUGAUUCGAGGAUGUAUUUAAAACAGAGAAACAGUCGUGGAAAUAUGAAAUUCCCCUGCAGCUUCCAUUUACGAUUACAAUUGCAGCGGUACCGGCUCUCUCUACAGCCUACGAACAUACAUACGAACAAUUGUUGACAGUCGGGCGGAAUUUAGUAGCAGCAAAAUUAAAUGUGUAUAGAGAAUUAGCGAUAAAAAAUUCACGUCCGAUGCUGAAAUGAAUAUAGAAAAUAGCAGAUAAUUGAAAGGAAAUAAUAAAAAUAACAAAAUCAGUAUAAUUAUCGCUUGCUUUCGCUGGUUUGCAUGCAUACAUAUGUACAUUCUGUCAAAAAAGUACCGGGAAUUGUACAAUAGAACGCAAAAUAAUAGUUUAAUCUUCAAAUUUAUUUUGUCGCCUUCCAAAUAUGCGCCAUUCGCAGCAAUACACGAAUAUGCCAACGAUUAGUCCAGUCAUUAAAGCAACUUUUAAACGCAUUUGAAGAGAUCUUCUUUGGCUCCUACAGCGAAUUCUCUUUAAUAGCCAAAGCGGCGUCCGCGGAGUGGCAAUUUAAGUUUUGGGAAAAGGAAAAAGUCACAGGGGGCUAAAUUCGGUGAAUACGUUGGUUGUUCGAUGAUAUUUGUCGAGUUUUUGUUCAAAAAAGUGUUCACAAUAUGAGCGUUGGGAGACGCUGCGUUCUCUUGGUGCAAGAUCCAUGAGUUUUCUUUCCACAAAUUGGGCCCUUUCCUAGGCACAUCUUCUCUCAAACGUCGCAUAACUUCCAAAUAAUAUUCUUCAUUUGCCUUAGAACCAUUUGAAACGAAUUCCGAGUGCACAACACCAUGACAAUCAAAGGAAACGUCAAGCAUGACUUGCACUUUUGACCGACUUUCACGUGGUUUUUUGGGUUUCGGCUCAUGUGGAUAGCGCCAUUCAGUUGCCUGUUGACUGGUUUGCCUGUCAAACUCAUAUACCCACGUCUCAUCACCUGUCAUGAUGCGCAGAUGCGCUAGAUAAACGCUGCGCCCGAAUUCACUUGCCCAAACAUGUCUGCAGUCACCUUCUUCUGCCGAAUUUUUUUAAAGAAAUUCAACUCUCUUGGAACGAGUCGAGCAGCCACGCGUCUCAUGCCCAAUUGAUGGUGUAAAAUGUUGUGAAUUGAUUCGUGAGACACGCUAAGGUCACGAGCUACCUCCCUCCAAAUUAAAUGAUGGUUUUCUAGCACCAUUUCCUUGACUUUGUCGACGUUUUCAUCCGUUGAAGAGGCGUUUCCACGGCAGUCGGUUCUACGUUACCGAAACGAUCCGGAUUUAUAUCCGGCCAAGGAUUGCCACUCCAGCCGAAUUCCCCGUAUGUAAGAAUGUUUAUGCUGCUACAACAAACCCAACAACAUGAGGAAGAGGCGACCAGAUCGGCGCAAAUUUUCCACGACUUCUCGGCCCUCUGCAAAAGCCUUAUACCACUCGUAGACCCCUGUUUUUGUGAAAGCACCUUGCCACAGGCUUUGUACAACAUUUUCAACUAUUCGGCACACGAAAUCCCGUUCAAAACACAAAAUUUAAGACCAUAUUUUUAUCCAUAGUGAAAAUCGCAGCGCACAUCUGCGGUUGACUGAUGUAAUUAAAAGCCAAAAACAAGCUAAUUGACAGAUUACGCUUAAACUCUGCGACGCUAUAGUGGACAGUUGUACCAACAUUCCAACAAAAAAAAUUUAGACAUAUUACAAUUAUGCGCGCCUUUUAAAUGAACAAUUCCCGAUAUUUUUUUGACAGAAUGUAUACCCAUAUGCUCUUUGACUACAUUUCUCCUGUUCAUUAAUUUCAGCCUUCAGUCGAUCUGUUUUCACUUUGGCGCUUCAAUUGCAUUUUAAUUGCGUUUCGUUUAAUAUAGAUUCUGUACAAUUACAAAAAUUCAUAUCCAUAUUUUGUGGAGGUUGAGUACAUGAAUGAAAUCUUAUUUAUGAAUAGGGAAAAUGUCAGCUGUUAAGUAUUCUUUGUAUAUUCUCUGAAAUAUUCGUUGCGCAUAUGAAAUUAAAACCUUACCUAAGAUUUUCUUAUAACGGAUUAAAGUUCUUUACAAAAGCGUUUGUUUAUAUUGGAAAACUACGAUUGAGCAAUAGAAAAAGUUUGCAUGUUGCGUCGCAAUUAAGAAUGUAGCUGGUAGCAGUUAGUCAAAGACGAGACUUUCUUUCAGCGUUAAUCUUCACUCUUUUUUUAUAGGGAGUUGCUUUUCCUGUGCAUUCGACUUAUUUAAAUUACUAACUGCAAAUUGCAAAAUUAACUGUAAAAAUAGAGUAUAAUUUUUAAGUAUAGUUUGCUAAUUAAAUUUAUUUACCAAUGUAUAAAAUAGUAUUUAGCGUCAAGACAGACAUGGAAUGGAAUGGCAUACAAAAAUGCCUAGAAAUAUAUAAAGUAAAUUCACUAACAAGUAAAUAAACGAACGUUAUGAUAACGCAGAUCAGGAGUGUACAAUAACAAUUUGUAUUAUUUGAAGAAUUUAAUUUAAAGUAAAUAAAUAAAGAAAUGAGACGAAAGUAAAGAGGCAUGUCUGUGCUUAUCUA
Molecule: messenger RNA, 7531 nt
Organism: Anastrepha ludens (Mexican fruit fly)
Lineage: Eukaryota; Metazoa; Arthropoda; Insecta; Diptera; Tephritidae
Gene: Scm
Product: polycomb protein Scm
Exons: 4
Coding region: 628-3102 (824 amino acids)
Biological process (GO): regulation of DNA-templated transcription
Cellular component (GO): nucleus
Molecular function (GO): zinc ion binding; protein binding
Source: RefSeq, a predicted model, not a curated record